AUGCAGGGCGACACGUCGGCGCAAAAUGUGAGCUCUCUGGGCCAGCUCCUUCGAGCCGUGGGCGGACUGACGAAGCCAAGUGGCAGAGGGCUGUUCAUGUUCCAGAGCCUUGUAGCAGGGAGCUCCUCUGCUGCGGUUAUCGGCCUUUUCGGUGCCACAUUAAUGGGAUUCUCAUUCACUGCCGGCGCAGUGGGCUUUGUGGGCGGCUCAUGCAUCGGCUUCAUUGUGGGAACAAUUGGGUAUUAUAGAACAUGUUAUCAGCAAAGUCUGAUUGCAUUCGCGAAAUACCCCGAUCUAUUACGGCAUCAUAUCUUCAUUGAUUUUGGCAUGCAUGGCGUGGACAAAGCUUCGCGUUUCUUGGGCGGAAACUUGCAGAAAACGGUGGAAGACAUCAAGGGUGACCUUGCUCUGCAAGGGAUGUUGAUAGCGGCCUGGCACUCGGCAGUCCCUGCUAUUGAGGAUAUUCAUAAUCAAGAAGAGGCCCGCCUGGUAUCUGAACGAGAAUAG
Aspergillus affinis is the source of this 507-nucleotide messenger RNA. RefSeq lists its product as uncharacterized. The coding region runs from base 1 to 507 and encodes 168 amino acids. Lineage: Eukaryota; Fungi; Ascomycota; Eurotiomycetes; Eurotiales; Aspergillaceae. The record is from RefSeq and is a predicted model, not a curated record. The transcript has 3 exons.